AUGGAACUAGAAUUUGCAAAAUAGGAUGAUGAGAAAGAUGAAAAAUUAAAAAGCCCUAAAAAAAGUAAACAUAAAAUAGUUUAUGAACAAGAAAAAGAAUAAGAUAAUAAUCAAUAAAUGGAUGCUGAAAAAGAUAUUUAGCAAAAUAUACUUGAGAUCUGCCUAUAAAUAUUUCCAUAUCCUGAGCCUUAUUCAAUUUAGAUUGAAAGCAUGAAAAGUAUUAUCAAAUCUUUGUGUGAGAAAAAAAAUCUGCUAUUUUAAUCUCCGACAGGCACCGGUAAGACUCUAGUAACUAUUUGCUCUGCUCUUGCUUAUGCUAUAAUAAAUCCUAAUGUUUAGGUAUUUGUUUUAACUAGAACAAAUGAAUAAAUAAAUGGUUUUAUUAAAGAAAUUAGGAAAAUUCGAAAUUAUGCAGAUAUUAGUAGAUACUCUAUCUUAGCUGGAAGAGGUUCAUUUUGCUUGAAUAUAGAUAAAAUUAAGUCACAAAUUUAAAUGCUAGGUACCAGAAAAUCUAAAUACAAUAAAAAUCUUAGUAAGAUUUGCAAUUUAAUGAAACAAAAAUUAAAUUGCAAUUGUGGAAAGUGCAAAACAUCUAUAAUAGCAGCUUCUAAUGAUGAUAUAGAUGAACCUUUUAGUAUUUUUUAAAGAUAUAAAUAAGUGGAUAUUAAUUAGAGAUCUAGUUAAAAUAAAUAAGAUUAAGAUUAACAGGAAAAAAACUGUUAUAUGUGCCCUCAUUAUAGGAUUUACUAAUAAAUAAAAGAGAAGAAGGAAAAAGAAACUAUAAAAAUGAAUUUACACUUCCCAUAAGUUCGCUCAGCUUCUGAUUAAGCUUAUACUUUGCCUGAUAUAGAAGAUAUGAAGAAAUUAUUUUAGUAAAAAAAUUUAGGAUGCCCAUUUUAUUUCAACAAGCUAGCAACAUAAAAUGCUAAAUUAGUUUUUUCUACUUAUAAUUAUGUCAUUAAGCAAAAUAUUCUAGCAAGUAUUUAAAAUCUUUUUAAAGGUAAAGUUAUAGUAAUAUUUGAUGAAGCACAUAAUGUUUCUGAGCAAGCUGAAUAAGAAUAAAUUAUUAAAAUGAGUAAUAAAUAUUUUGAAUAAUUCAAUAAUACACUUGAAAAGGUUUAAAAAAUUUUUUAAAAACCUCAAAGAAAUGAGAUGCUUCAAGUAGGUUAAGAUAUUAGAGCAUUGAUUUAACUAGAUAUUAAAUAGGAAUCUCUUUUUUUAAAGGAAUAACUUCUUAAAAGAGCUGAUAAGUAAAAACAAAAUAAAAGUGAUAUUCAAGAUAAAAAUGGUGAGGCUGAUUAUGAUAAUGAUGAAGAUGAAGAAAAAUUUUUACAAAAGUACAAACAUGCUAAAUACAACUCCUAUGCAGUUAAUACUGAAUAAAAAUUAUAUAAAAGAAAAUUUAAUUAGAACAUUUUAUUUUCCUCUAAAGAUUUGUAUGAUUUAGCAUUAUCAACAAUUAAUUAAAGUUCUUAAGUUUCGGAUGAUUCUCCAUAAUGUUUAUAAUAAAUAUAAAAUUACAUAAAAGACUCAAAUAUAAACAAAAGCUAAAUAGAUGUUGAAAGUAUCUUCAAGCUUUAUUAAGAAUAAAGAAUAAAGGAGGUCUACUAUUUUCUUGAUAAUUUUUAAAAUCUUUUUUUAACAAUUAAAGAAAAAUGUGGAUUUCUUGAAAAGAUAUUUGAUUAAAAUAAUAAAUCAUAGAUUCAACAAUUUUGUAAACUCUUUUCUGACAAAGAAAUAGUAAAAUAGUUUGAAUAACUUAAAGUUAAUGAUGUUGAUUCAGCUUAAAAAUUUCUGGGUAAUUUAGAAAAAGUAUUUAAAAUCAUUUUAUAUAUAAAGAAAGUAAUAAAAAUAAAUACUGAAGAGGAUAUAGAAUAAAAAGAUUAAUAAAAUAAAGAUAUUUAAGGUGAAAAUAUCAUAGUAAAAGAAAAUAAUAAUGAAAUCUAUGAAUUAAAUAUAAAUUACAAAAACAAUAUUAAAAAACUAGGUGAAUAAAUUGAAAUUAGCUAUUUUUCUAAGAUUUGGCAUUUUUUCUAUAAAUUAUUAAAAAUGAGAAAAUUACAUGGUUCUUAAGAAGAUCCUCUCUAUUUAUCUAACCAUUAUAUUUCUCUUUUAAGAAUAGAAGAAUAAUAAUUCAUACCAAUCUUACAAAUAGGUUGUCUAUCAGCAUCAUACCUAUUUAAAAAAAUUUAUAAAAAGAUCGAUAUUAGUUCCUUAAUACUUACUUCAGGUACACUUGAACCAUUUGAGUUAAUUUAAAAAUCUUUAGGUUUAGAAUUUUAAACUUACACAUCGCCUCACAUAAUACAUUCAUAGUCAAAUCUUUUUACCUAAUUUAUAAGUUCUUGUGAUGGGCAAGAUAUCUGCUUUAGUAUGAAUGCACUGAAAAAAGAAAAAAACAAAAAUAAAAUAUUUCAAAAUUCUCAAAUCGUUUUAAAUAAAAUAAUGUCAAAACUUAAUAGGUAUAGUCAACAGGUCAAAGAAAAAUGUGGAAUAGUCAUAUUUUUCAAAAGUUAUUAAAUGCUUUAAUAAUACAAAUAUAUGAUAAAUAUGACAAAAAAUGCAGAUUUUAAGUUUUUUGAAGAAAAAAGAGAUGCAAAUGAUUUUAAAAUAUAAUAUAGUUCUUAUAAGUAAUCUAUCUAGUAGAAUAAAUCUAAUUGCAUAUUCUUGGCUGUUAAUAGAGGUAAGCUCUCUGAAGGUAUAGAUCUAAAAGACAAUUUAUGUAGAGCAGUAAUUCUUUUUGGUGUCCCUUAUGCAAAUCUUUCAGACCCUUAUAUAAUAUGUAAAAAAACCCAUGCUUAGCUUUAUUUGGGAGAAAGUCAAUGGUAUUAGAAAGAUGCAGUUAAAGUAGUCAAUUAAUCUGCAGGAAGAUGCAUACGUUACAAAGAUGAUUGGGGUUGUAUUUUCUUCUUAGAUUCUUAAUACAGUCUAGAAACAAAUAUAAAUUAACAUAUUUCUAAAUGGAUUUUAGAGGGUUAAAGAAAAAUUUAUAAAGAUUCAGAAGAUGAAUGGAUUGAAGCCUAUGAUAAUUUUUUAGAUAUGAAGGCUUUAGAGAAAACAGACUAAGAUUAAAGUUGA
Tetrahymena thermophila SB210 is the source of this 3078-nucleotide messenger RNA. RefSeq names its product type III restriction enzyme, res subunit. The transcript is spliced from 2 exons. The record is from RefSeq and is a predicted model, not a curated record. NCBI's taxonomy places the organism in Eukaryota, Ciliophora, Oligohymenophorea, Hymenostomatida, Tetrahymenidae. Gene Ontology annotation, biological process: nucleotide-excision repair; double-strand break repair involved in meiotic recombination. Gene Ontology annotation, molecular function: ATP binding; DNA binding; DNA helicase activity. Gene Ontology annotation, cellular component: nucleus.